AUGAAUCGAACUUAAUUUGGUUGCAAUUCUCUCUUCAGGGUUAAAACCUCAUAAUUAUUGAAAGAAAGUGUUCCUAGCAAUACUGAAGUGUAGAAUCAAAAAGUUCAAAUAGAAUAAUGA
Molecule: messenger RNA, 120 nt
Organism: Paramecium tetraurelia
Lineage: Eukaryota; Ciliophora; Oligohymenophorea; Peniculida; Parameciidae
Exons: 1
Source: RefSeq, a predicted model, not a curated record